Messenger RNA from Sporothrix brasiliensis 5110, 948 nucleotides. Its product is annotated as hexaprenyldihydroxybenzoate methyltransferase. NCBI's taxonomy places the organism in Eukaryota, Fungi, Ascomycota, Sordariomycetes, Ophiostomatales, Ophiostomataceae. The coding region runs from base 1 to 948 and encodes 315 amino acids. Gene Ontology annotation, biological process: ubiquinone biosynthetic process. The transcript is spliced from 2 exons. Gene Ontology annotation, molecular function: 2-methoxy-6-polyprenyl-1,4-benzoquinol methyltransferase activity. The record is from RefSeq and is a predicted model, not a curated record.
AUGCCGGCUCCGGCAGAGCGCGUCGGCGCGCAGCUUCACAACGGCAGCGGCCCAAGCACAUCAGCUUCCAAGCUGUCAACGGCUGGUCCGGAGAGCUUCACGGCGUCUUCUGCGUCGUCCGCAUCAGAGCCUCCCUUCUCUUCCGUCAGCCCCGAGGAGGUCGCACACUUCAAUGCCCUCGCCUCCUCGUGGUGGGACCCGUUUGGCCCGUCGCGUCUGCUGCACCAGAUGAACCCUCUCCGCCACGACUUCAUUCGGGCGUGCAUCCGCGACGCAGCCUUCUUCUCACCCGCCACCACCUCCGCCCAGCCCAUGGACGACCUCCUGCCACGCACGUUUCUCGACAUUGGCUGCGGCGGCGGCAUCUUUGCGGAGAGCGCCGCCCGCCUGCCCACGACCACCUCCGUCACCGCCAUUGACCCGUCCGCCGAGGUGCUCGCCGUCGCCCGGGCCCAUGCCCGCCGCGACCCCGUCGUGUUUGAGCGGCUGCAGUACCGGCAGAUGUCGGUGGAGGACCUGGCGGCCGCCGAGACCGCCGAGGCCGCAAGCCAGCCGUACGACAUCGUCACGCUGUUUGAGGUCCUCGAGCACGUCGCCACCGACCCGGGCGCGUUCCUCGACCGCUGCGGCCGCCUCCUCAAGCCGGGCGGCUGGCUCGUCUUGAGCACCAUGGCGCGCACCUGGACGAGCUGGCUGACGACCGUCGUCGCCGCCGAGGACGUGCUGGGCAUCGUGCCGCGCGGCACGCACGACUGGAACAAGUACAUCAAUGCAGCCGAGCUCGAGGCCUUUUUUGCCCCGGGGGCCCCGGCGUACACGACGGCGACAUGGCAGAAUGCCCGGUUCCAGGGCGUUGCCUAUGUGCCUGGUCUGGGCUGGAAGGUCGUCCCUGGCGGCGAGAAGCUGGGCAACUAUUUCUUUGCCAUUCAAAAGGCCGAUACGUCCUGA